Molecule: messenger RNA, 919 nt
Organism: Engraulis encrasicolus (European anchovy)
Lineage: Eukaryota; Metazoa; Chordata; Actinopteri; Clupeiformes; Engraulidae
Product: NHP2-like protein 1
Exons: 3
Coding region: 227-613 (128 amino acids)
Biological process (GO): maturation of LSU-rRNA; maturation of SSU-rRNA; mRNA splicing, via spliceosome
Cellular component (GO): nucleolus; box C/D methylation guide snoRNP complex; cytosolic large ribosomal subunit
Molecular function (GO): RNA binding
Source: RefSeq, a predicted model, not a curated record
AUUCCAUUUGGGCACGCCUCCGCGUCCGCCGGUCUUGCCUGUAUGAUUCAGAAACGCACCGUCAAACUCAUUGAAAAGUAGUGGUCUGUGUGCGCUGUGUAUCACUUUUGUCUCUUAUUAUUUACACCCAGGCUCGUUCGAGCUGCUUAAAAACAAAACUUUGUCCUCCGUGAAGCACUCGCCGAGAGGACCACUUAUCAAACGAAGCUCAUAGAAGUCUGGGAAAAUGACCGAGGCAGAUGUGAAUCCCAAAGCCUACCCACUGGCUGAUGCGACGUUGAGCAAAACUAUCCUGGAUCUUGUGCAACAAGCAUCUAACUACAAGCAGCUGCGCAAGGGUGCCAAUGAAGCCACCAAAACUCUGAACCGAGGGAUCUCAGAGUUCAUCGUGAUGGCAGCAGAUGCGGAACCCCUGGAGAUCAUCCUCCAUCUGCCACUGCUGUGUGAGGACAAGAACGUCCCGUAUGUGUUUGUGCGCUCCAAGCAAGCUCUGGGUCGGGCCUGCGGCGUGUCCCGACCAGUCAUUGCGACAUCGGUCACAAUUAAAGAAGGCUCGCAGCUCAAGCCACAGAUUCAGACUGUGCAGAUGUCCAUUGAGAGACUGCUGGUUUAAAAUGUCAUUUUAUGUUUUGAAUUAUUGUGCCAUUUUUAGUUAUCUCUUAACCGUGGACCUACGAGGCAACACAGUUCAAAAAUAUCAGUGUACUCAGCUGCGUGGCAGAGCAUUUCACCAGUCAUUUAAAGUUAAGGCUGUGUUUGUCUGUGACCAGAUUUUUUCUUAAAGCUAUUUUUGUUUCUCAUUUACUGUGCUGAGAGAGCUUGGCUAACAGAAAUUGUUACACUGUGUGUACUGACUUGACGAAUGUGUAAUUUCAUGUACACCUAAAUCAUGAAAUUCAUUAAAUGAUUUUCCAAAAUA